AUGUCUGGUGGUCACAAGAACCUGGAUAUAGAAGGACACAAGGGACUUACUACCGAAUUCACUGCCAGUCUUAUGACUUCUCUUGCAACAAACUUUGACACACGCAAGACGCGUAACAAACUAGGGUCUGAUGUCAUCCUCGAAUAUGAAACGCUGACGAAAUCUUAUUUGGAAGGCUCGUCAUACUUUCACAAUGUUCUUAAAAAUGGAGAUUUUAAAAAUGACAAACACCACAUUGGAAACUUUGUCCUCAACCUGAUCCUGCCUCUUCCUGUUGUGGGAUCUCUAACUGGGGCUAGCCGUAACCGGUUCAGUAAAAGAGUGUUUUUAAAUUUGUUUGAUGAUUCCUUAUUUAGGAUAGAAGAAGUUACUGCUGGGAGUUUGAGUGAAGGACGGUAUAGUUCCGGUCCUGCCUCAACCAUCGACGUUGAAGACGACAUCAAUAAUUUGUUUUCUACAGAUUACGUUGUCUGUUUGCCGUGUCCAACAUGGCCGCCACAAGCGAGGAGCUGGAAAUAUAGAACACGAGUUUGGCCAAGCAAGGGACUGGUGAAAAAGAUUGUAAGGGGCGGUUGUCAUCUUGUUUCAAAAGGUUAUAAAGGAAGCCGAGAAUCGAAAGAAGAGUUCAUUUUUUCAUUUUCUCUUUGCGAUAAAAUGCUGUCCAAAUCUCUCAGUCUGAAUCAGAAAAGAUGUUAUAUGUUGUUCAAAUAUAUUUUUAAAUUCCAUAUCAACAAAGUGCCAAGAGGUCUUGCUAGUUUUUUUUGCAAAGUAACAUUUCUCUGGCUCUGUGAAACGAAACCAGCAGAAGAAUGGAAGGAUGAAAGUCUUUUAGAAUGUCUGAUAUUGUUGUUAGGUCAACUCAAACGAUAUCUUCAACACUAUUAUCUGCCACAUUACUAUAUCCCAGACUACAACUUGGUGGCGGAUAUGAAAAAGUCAGAUAUAGAUGUUUGUGUACGAGAUUUGGAAAAAGCAAUGGCAGAACCAUGGCAGAUCAUUCUGAAAUUAACAGAAAAGCAUCGUUUUCGGUGGCUUUCAAGAGACGUUUCGCUCUCAGAUAUCUUAAAAAAAGUGAGUUCGGGUGUAGAAAACCCAUUCUUUGAAAUCAAGAAUUAUUUGUUAUCAUUUUUUAAUGAGAUGCUGGACAAAGGCGAAGGCUUGCUUGUUCUUUCUAUAAUUUCCAAACAAUGGCACUGGGCCUCUUAUAUUCAAGUCGAUACUGAUAUUUACAUUCGUCAUCUGGAAGAGAUGAUUGCCUACCUUGAAGGGAGUGGUGAUCUUGUAUGUCUUAAGGCUCUCUUAGCAAACUUAUAUCAUCAACGUGAAGUGGAGAGGGGAGGCGGGAAUGAAGGUAUGAAGAGUUGUUUUAUAUACAAGGACACCCUUUAUGCUGCCAGAUCACACACUUGGAUAUACGCUUGUUUCUACGACCUAUUAUUCUAUCUCCAAGAAUAUGAUUUAAUAAUUAAGGACUUUAUACAAAAUAUAAAAGAAGAUAUUUUGUAUACGCCUGGAAUGUAUUCUUCAAUAACGACUUAUAACAGGUUUACGACCCAAGAUUUUGCAGAAAUGCUAGGGCAUGUACUGUUUCCUACGACAGCAUAUAUACUAUAUCAAGUUGUACGCGCGUACGAAGCCUUGUCUCAGACAUCGAAAACCUUAUAUAAACAAUGGCUGUACAACAAUGAAGCAAGAAAAGCAUUGAAUCACCUCAAAAGAUGGACAAAGAGAAAAUGUCAAAUGUAUCCAGAACUGUUCGAUGACCACCUUUAUUUUCUCGUUGGAAAAGCGUCGGAAAUGGUCGGGGAUAUGGAGACUGCGGAAGUAUUCUUUAAAGAGACACUAAGCUACGGCAUAUCAUUUGUUUGUAUUGAGCCCGAGCGAGUUCCUGUUGUGCCCCCGUAUCGGCUACAGAUUCUCAAAGGACAAUUUGAUUGCAAGCUAUUGCGGUUUCAGCCGUACAGAAAAGUGAAGAAACGGUCAAAGCAACAUGAUACAUUUAUAUUUAAGGCUGGUAUUGCAAGAGUUGGAGAAUACGUACAUUAUUGAAAAUAUCAAUCAGUUUAGUACAUGUAUUUAAAGCUUUAUGCAGUAAAACGGUAAAUGAUGUAGACUAAAGACAAAUCAUAGUCCCAUAACACAUGUUCAUCAGAAGUGACGCUCAGAACAUGAAAAACGGACAAAUACACGGGGAAAAUGAAGUUCAAGGAAUUCAUAAAGGCGAAAUGUUUACUUAUAUUUUAUAUGCAGCUGUCAGUUUUUGUGCAAAAUAAUUGAAUAAGAAAUUGUAUUGCAUAUUUCUUGUUAAUAGAUCAUGUCCUAAAUAUGGCAAAACACAAUAUAAUAUUGAUGACAAUA
Messenger RNA from Dreissena polymorpha, 2358 nucleotides. RefSeq lists its product as uncharacterized. Lineage: Eukaryota; Metazoa; Mollusca; Bivalvia; Myida; Dreissenidae. The record is from RefSeq and is a predicted model, not a curated record. The coding region runs from base 1 to 2049 and encodes 682 amino acids. The transcript is spliced from 3 exons.